Molecule: messenger RNA, 1245 nt
Organism: Lachnellula hyalina
Lineage: Eukaryota; Fungi; Ascomycota; Leotiomycetes; Helotiales; Lachnaceae
Exons: 3
Coding region: 1-1245 (414 amino acids)
Biological process (GO): DNA-templated transcription
Molecular function (GO): DNA binding; zinc ion binding
Source: RefSeq, a predicted model, not a curated record
AUGGAUGGGAAGAAACUGUACGAUCUUAACUACCUCAACGACAACGAGGCAAGUGCGCAGUCAGGCGUGCUCAUGGCAUAUUGGCAUCCCCCAUUCAAGAAGGACGCCUCAUCCCUCUGGAAACUUAUAGGGCACGCGAUAGGGCUUUGCCAAGACUUGCUACCACGUUCCUGCCAGUCACAGUCUCCAGAUGUGUCUUCGAAGAGUUCUUGCCCGUCAAUCUGGUAUCGAAUAUGGUGGGGUUGUGUAAUGUUCGAUGCUUGGGGUUGUGUCACGAUUGGCAGACGGCUGCGAGUAAAUCAGUCUCACAGCAAAAUCCCAAUGCCAUCCUCGGCUGAAAUCCUUCAGGAAUUGAAGCAAUUACCGUUACCAAUACAACAUCGAUACUUAUCUAGUCACAUCGACCGAUUGUCAAAUUACUACACCCACAACCUUCGUCUAGGAGAGGUUAUUGAAAAGUUUCUGAAUAAGGUGAACAUGGCAGACGACAAUAUUCCGACCAUCAACGAGAUCAAUUCCUGGGAAGACGAUCUAAAACAUGCCGAGGGGCUGACUCGUCAGAUGGUAUUAGAAGAUACCCAUUCUUCUGACAAAUGGGUCAAACUAGCAGCCUAUCACUAUCAGGUCUGCAGCGGAGGUGCGCUCAUUUGCAUUUUACGACCUCAUCUGUUUGGUGCUCCACGGGGCCUCGCGAAAUCAGACAUGCAGUCCUGGCAAUCCGAAACCCUUCGCAAAAUCACUGCUGCAUCAGCUCAGGUCACCAGUACCCUGGAAGCGCUGAUCAAUCUUCAAAUGCUGCAGUAUCGCCGACACUGGAUAUUGGCACCCCUCGUUGCCGUGACGCACUGUCACCUGAUCCAGAUGGUUUCCAAGCAACGCUUAGAGCGAGACCUCGCACGGAACAAGGUCGAAACGUGCAUCCUUGUCCUAAAGGAACUCGAGAAGACUAACUGGAUGGUCGAGGUCAAUUUCACGGUCAUGCGCUCCGCUCUGGACCAUGUUUUAGCCAUCGAGAAGAAGAGUUCUAGGCCCAAGGAGUUGCUGUUCAACGGGUCCGCAGAGAAUGACGCACAGCAACAAUCCAUAGAAGCAGAGAACUUCGUAUCGGAUGCAUAUUUUGGGGACUUGCCGGCUUCAUUCCCAACACACCUGGACGAGUUCAUAUCAAAUGGCUUUCUGGGCACUCUCCCACUGAAUGAUUGCGAUUUUUUAUGGCAUGAGCCGAUUUCUCCUACUUGUACAUAA